Molecule: messenger RNA, 1290 nt
Organism: Fusarium oxysporum Fo47
Lineage: Eukaryota; Fungi; Ascomycota; Sordariomycetes; Hypocreales; Nectriaceae
Product: cryptococcal mannosyltransferase 1-domain-containing protein
Exons: 5
Coding region: 1-1290 (429 amino acids)
Source: RefSeq, a predicted model, not a curated record
AUGCAGCUUCAAGUCCAGGCCUUAUGGGCCAUCAUUGGCCUGCCCAGGAAGAUCAAACUACUGGGGUAUCCUCACUUAACUUGGGCGCUUAGACAACCCAAAAAUACACAUCAUAUCCUGCAAGAGGAGGUAGAGAAAGGCCCCAGUCUGACAUUAACGACAACAGUUGCGACAACAAGUGCUAAGAUUGAAGAGAGCCCUUCGCAUACGCCAACUCCAACUGCAACUGCAACCUUGGCUACAACUCCAACCAUCUCAAAUGCUAUAUUCAAUUCAUCAGCGGCCCUCCCUCGUCUUGAGUGCCCUGCUCUAAAUGACAAUCGUUACAAGGUCCUCCAAGAGCCUCGACAUGGAGAUGAGGUUCAAGACUCACAUAUUGAUUAUUUCUUUGCCCUCAACUUGCGGAACUGCAUAGGCAUUCUUCCGCGCCUGAUAGGCAGCAUUGUUGAAGCUGUUCGUUUCCUUGGACCCCAUCGCUGCGCGUUAUCUAUCGUUGAAGGAAACUCCCCUGACGGCACAUCCGAUAUUCUCUCGGCUCUGAAACCCUUCCUCGAAGACUUAGGCCUGGUCUAUUUCUACAACAGUUCCAGGAUCAACCCAACCCAAGGUAAUGCACGCAUCCGCAAACUUGCCCAACUACGUAACUUGGCCCUCACUCCUCUUUACAAAGAACAAGUAAAGGUUACAGACGAAACAACAGUGCUUUUCAUCAACGAUGUCUCCGCCUGCACAGAAGAUAUUCUCGAACUCGCUCUUCAGCGACGCAGUCUCAACGCAGACAUGACAUGCGCCAUGGACUGGACCUACGUAGGACCCGACCUAACCUUUUACGAUAUCUGGAUAGCCCGUACUAUUUCAGGAGACUCUUUUUUCGAAGUUGGCUCGGACGGAAAUUGGAAUUCAGCUUGGAACCUCUUCUGGAACGCCCCUGGAACACGCUCACGCUACGACGCACAACAGCCCUUCCAGGUUUUCGCCUGCUGGAACGGGGCUACAGCGUUUACUGCGGCGCCGUUAUUACAUGGUCUUCGGAUUCGAGAUACUCGCAAAGGAGAGUGUUUUCAAGGCGAGCCCCAGUUGUUUUGUAAGGAUAUGUGGUCCCGGGGUUUUCGCAAGAUUGCAGUUGUGCCGAGUGUGAAUCUUGAGUAUUCUGAUGAGAAGGCCGCAGAUAUCAAGAAGCUGAAGGGCUAUGUGUCGGAUAUAGUUCAGAAGCAGGAGGAAGAUAGUACAAUAGACUGGGUAUACGAUCCACCAGAGCAGUCCUGGAGACCCUGGAACGAGACGCUGUAA